Messenger RNA from Thamnophis sirtalis, 2772 nucleotides. Lineage: Eukaryota; Metazoa; Chordata; Lepidosauria; Squamata; Natricidae. The record is from RefSeq and is a predicted model, not a curated record.
CUGCUGGUGCUGCUGGUGCUGCUGGGCGGCCUCUGCCUGGGCAGGUGGCUCCUCUACAUACUGAUCACCAACUGGUGCCGGAGGCGACUCCAAGCCGAGUUGAAGAUCCAGUCCUUCUGGGUGUUUGGGAUCCAAAACCUCAGCCUGAAGUUUCCAGAGGAGCAGCAGACGGUGGACGACGCCUGCCUGGCCGAGCUCUCCCUGGCCCUCUCCGUCUCGCUGGACGUCAGCCUGGGCAAGCAGCAGCUGGAGAGCGUGGCCCUGGGGGUCUGGAGCCUCCAGGCCGAGCUGCACGAGGGGCUUUUCCACAGCGAGCUGCUGCAACGCAUGGGCGGCAGUCCCCGGAGGGGGGCAGAUUCCCCGAAGGCUCUGGCCGGCCUGAAGUACGUCCCCUCUCGGUUGAAGGUGGACCUGGAGACCACCAGCCUGGUCCUCUCCAUGAACAGCCAGAAGAGGCACCUCACCUGGACCCUCAAGCGGCUGCAUUUCGCCCACCAGUGUGAUGAGGAGCAGAUCCCCCUCCGGAGCUUCACCCCCACCUGUGACCUGCCCCAGAUGAGCCUCGAGCUGGUGCUGGAAGACGGGCUGCUGCUGUCGCAAAGCCGCCAACGCAUCGUGUGCCUCAACCUGUUGAAGGCCAGCCUGCAGGUCAUGGCCAUCGACAUCUCGGUGGCCGUCAUGGUCAGCACCUGCCUCGUCCACUACCGGCACCAGGAGUUCUCCCACUGGCUGGGCCUGCUGGCCUCGGCGGAGCAGAGCCCCGGGUGGCCCCUCUCGGCCGGGGGGCCCGGCAGCAGGAUGCCACAGAUCCUGGCCACCAUCAUCCUCAGCGCUUCGGUCUCCAACGUCAACCUCUCGGUCCAGCUGGGAGACACACCGCCGUUCGCCCUGGGCUUCAACUCCAUCUCCGUGGAUUACCAGCACCUGCGUCCUCAGAGCGUCCACCAGCGGGCUGUGCUGGCCGUUGACCACUUCUGCUGGCGGGUGGGGGCGGACUCGCACAUCCAGAGGGCCCCCCACCCCCCGAACAUGCAUGUCUGGGGAGAAGCUUUCAUCCUGGACUCCUUCAACCUGCAGGGCAGCUACAACCAGCCUCUGGGGACGUCCAGCACCCAUGCGGACACCCUCUUCCUGGAUUGCACCUUGCGUGGGCUGCAACUGGAAUCCUCGGACGCCUGCGCCGACUGCCUUUCCCGGCUGCUGCUGCUCUUGCAGCCUCAGGAGCCUCUCCCCCCGGGGCCCCCGGAGGAGCUGCCCCCCACCCUGGGGGAGGAAUUCGGGGUGCUUUGGAAGGUGGACCUGAAGGUGGAGGACGUCAACCUCUUUACGCUGUCCAGCUUGGCAGGGGCCACAGAGCUUCGGGUGGACACCUUGACCACGCUGGGCAGUGCCGAGAGCUGCACCAUCAGCAUCCAGGGGGUGGCGCUGUCCCUGGUCAAGAGCCUGGCGGAGAAGAUGCAGCCCUGUUGCAAAGCCCCCGCCAUCCCCAGCCCCGUGGCUGGGCUGGCCGCCGUCUGCCUCACCUACCGCAGCAGCAUCCGCUCUCUGGAGGUGCAAUGCGGGGAGAACCUGACGCUGCUCUGGAGCCCAGCCACCCACAUGUACCUCUUCGAGCAUUUGCUGGCCACCCGCCGCUGCUUUGAGACGCUGCAGAGCUUGCUGUCGCCCCCCAAGCCCCCCUCGGCUGCCCUUCCCCAGCAGGCCCCCGAAGGCCGGCCCCCCGCCCAGGACGGGGCCCCCUUCUCCGAGGGCUCGGCCCCCCAGAGGCUGCUGGGGCUGACCCUGGAGCUCAGCUCCCUGAAGGUGACGGCCUUCGUGUCGGAGAGCCGCUACCUGAGCCUGGUGGCCGAGCGGGUUAUGCUCAGCCGGCACGGGCCCUCCCUCCACGCCUACUGCCCCGGACUGGUGGCCAGCUUUGACGGCAACAGCAUCCUGGUCCUGAAGGAGGUGGAGCUGCAGGCCCAGCCGGAGCUGGAGGAGAUGAUCCUGCACCGUGGCCCCUUCCCCUCCCUCUGCACGCUGCGCAACCGUGUCUGGGCCCUCUCCUGCGCCGGCGUGGCGGUGGAGUUCCCCUACCAGUACGACUUCUCGGCCACCUUAGACGAGGCGCUGGGCGUGCAGAAGUGGCUGAGGGGGCUCCACGGGGGGAAGGCGGCUGCCGACAGGACCCCCUCCCACCCCUUGCCCCCCGACCUGCUGCUGAAGGUCCAGCACUUCUCCUGGGUCUUCCUGGACGACGUCUUCGAGGUGAAGCUGCGCGACAACUACGAGCUGAUGAAGGACGAGAGCAAGGAGAGCGCCAAGCGGCUGCACCUGCUGGAUGCCAAGGUGGCCGCCCUGCGCAAGCAGCACGGGGAGCUGCUGCCCGCCCGGAAGAUCGAGGAGCUCUACGCCUCCCUGGAGAAGAAGAACAUCGAGAUCUAUCUGCAGCGCUCCCACCGGCUCUACGCCAACACGCCCAUGCGCAAGGCGCUGAUCACCUGGACCAUGGGCGGCUUGGAGCUGGUGGCCCUGGCGGACGAGGCCUUCUCCGGGGCCGAGCGGGUGCUGCAGCAGAUCCGGCACAUGGACGCCGCCAGCCCCUUCCCCCCCGAGGGCCUGGAGCUCCUCACCCACUGGUGCCGCAUGAUCAAGGGCAGCGUCAAGACCUUCUUCGGUGAGUGCGUGGCGGGACUCCACGGCCUGCGGGGCCCCCGCCUGUCAACCCCCCCUGGGCCUUCGCGGGUCGAGGAAGUGGGCAAUUGGAUGUUCUGCUUGUGGCUCAUUGGCUGA